CAUCUACAUCAACCGCGGUGCUUCGUAUAUCACGGAGCUUUCACUUUUCAGGAAGAAUUCUCUGUCACGAAGUUUUCACAUACCUAGAAAUCUUCGCAUACCACGAACUCCCCACACUCCGCGAACUCUUCAUAUAUCACGAACACUUCACCAAUUAUGCGAUAUCACUGAUGGAAGUGGCGUUUACGUAUCCCAGCCAGAACCUCUACCGUCUCAACUGAGCUCACCUGCUUCCAAGCCACCCAAAUCUCAUCGUUUGGCAGGCACACCUCCAGGUCUACCAAGUCGCAUUGCCUCCCUCACUGAGAUCAUUCAUCUUCCAAAUCAACCAGACCCAAUGGCUUCUUCAGACGUAGAGUCAUCAGCCUACUUUCACACCAGCAUCUGCAAAACCCUCUGCGACACCAUCGACGAUCUCAUCUGUGCUGGCCGCAUUGAGCCACAUCUUGGCGCAAAAAUUCUCGAGAACUUUGUGCCGAGUGUCAAGAAGGCAUUUGCGGAGCAUGUGAGGGAGGUUGUGAACAUGAAGGGCCGACUCCAGUACUAUCGCAACUUUGAGAACAAAUGGUGGUGGGUUGUGCGCGACUGCACGGUGAAGCUCCGGACGGGAGUUUAUGUGGAGAUGAUGUAUGUGGAUAAGCUGCGGAUCGUGGGAUAUCCGCCUGGUGACGAACCAAAUGGAAAGAAGGGGGGCGGUUUGGAGCCGGUAGGAAGGAAGGUGAAGCAGAAUACCAAGCGGAAGAUCAACAAGGAGGUCGAGCAGGAUACCAAGCAGGAUACCACGCAGGAAGUCAAGCAAGAUAUCAAGCAGGAGACCGAAUAGGACGUAGAACGGGCCAGUUGGAGGUGGAGUUUGAAUGGUGAUGGUGCAUAUAAGUGCGAGGUGCUUGAAGGAAAUGGAUGUCGAGCUGGACACCUAUGUCUGGCGAAUAUGGACUCCAAGGUGGGUGCGUGGGUAGCUGCAUUAUUAUGAGCAGUGCCUGAUAGCCUGCAUAUCCUGGGUUUUAUGAUUUGCUCCAAAUUAUUAGAUAUAGG
Messenger RNA from Pseudogymnoascus verrucosus, 1035 nucleotides. Its product is annotated as Transcription initiation factor IIA small chain (TFIIA 13.5 kDa subunit). Bases 338 to 823 code for a protein of 161 amino acids. Lineage: Eukaryota; Fungi; Ascomycota; Leotiomycetes; Thelebolales; Thelebolaceae. The transcript has 3 exons. Gene Ontology annotation, biological process: RNA polymerase II preinitiation complex assembly; transcription initiation at RNA polymerase II promoter. Gene Ontology annotation, molecular function: RNA polymerase II general transcription initiation factor activity; TBP-class protein binding. Gene Ontology annotation, cellular component: transcription factor TFIIA complex. The record is from RefSeq and is a predicted model, not a curated record.